AUGAUUUCACACAAAGAGGAAUCAUCCGGGUUUUCUGAUGCGGCGACUUUACGUACAUCACCCAGACAAUCUGAACAGGAUAGCCUCAUGAAAGCAUCAAGUUCAGUGGAAAACUACGCAGGAGAGAAAAUAUCUUACCCUGAUGAUGAGGGAGAAUCAAUGCCCACAGAACGUAAUCCCAAAAGAACUGGGCUAUGUUGCCGAAAUGUGAGCGAAAAGUGGAGAAUAACCAUAACAGGAGCAAUUUGGGGUUUUCUGACGAGUGUGGAACGGGCAAUUAUUUUGCCGACUAUGUGGCUAUAUUUGACAAACUACUGGAGUAAAGAUGUUGCCAAAGCCUACUACGGAGCAACUCUGGCUGCCUUCGGGCUCGCAAUUCUGGUCUGUACUCCAAUCUUUGGAUGGAUCGUUCAUAAAGGUAUCUCAAUGAAAAUAGUCCUGAUUGCUGCAAACCAGCUGGAGAUUCUCGGUAAUUUAAUCUAUCUGGUUGCACCAACCCCCUGGUUACUGAUACUCGGUCGACUCAUCUGUGGUAUUGGAGCUAGCAUUGAACCGCCACUGUACGCCGACCUUAUCGCUGCGACCAAACCCGAGGAACGGACUCUCUGCAUAAUCAUAUUCCUGGUCACUCGACAGGUUGGUCUGAUGUUCGGCCCAGCUUGCACGCUACUACUGCACAAUCUUUCCUUCAAAAUUGGUGAAGUAAGCGUGACCGUAUAUAACUCGCCAGGACUCUUGAUGGCUUGCUUUUGGAUCCUUCAUACGGUUCUUGUCAUCUGUAUCUACUCUCCGGGAGUGAAUCCAAAGCUAUUGAGCUCUGCUAGCGGUAGAUCUGAUAGUACACAAGUGCUUACGGAUGUGACUGUACAAGAGGAUAAACGCAGUUCUCUAGAGGCGCCCGAAAUGAAAGCAGGAAGCAGAUCAGAACGUCGUUGCCACAAAUGGCAUAAAGCGACUGAAUUUUACGGCCGCUUUACUUCAGUCACAAUCUAUCUCAUUAUCUUCGCGAGCUACUUUUCUGUCAUGGGUCUGGAGUCGGUGUUGAGUCCCUUCGCGGACACUCAUUUCGGCUGGACAGAGGUGGAAGUCAGCUAUGUGUACUUGAGCGCCAGCUUCCUCAUUCUCCUCGUUUGUUUCUUUCUGCAACUUCUUUCAAAACGCUUCGAGGACCGCCAACUUAUUUUUGCUGGUCUUCUGCUGCUAACGUUUACCUACGCCUGGCAGACACUGGUCACUACCAUGAUGGGCUGGAUGUCGAAGCCGGUGGGCAUCGCAAUGGUUCUCACGGGUGUUGCUCUGCACGUUAUAGCCAUACCCUUUCCUCUGGCCCUCUCUGAGUCCCUCUACACGAAACUGUUGCCUGUACAGGAGUCUCAUGCCGCCCAAUCCAUCCUUCGCACGGUAAUUAACGUCGCCUAUUUGGUGGGUCCCGCUGUCGGUGGCGCACUGUACUUCCUACCCAAUAUUGUCUUUCUUAUGAUGCUGGUACUGGUCGCCGUUCCGACCUGCAUGAUGCAGCAACGUUUUCUGGACUUUAAGCCUGACGUCCAAGAGGUAGCCAGCACGAGUAUCGAGCCACUGGAAACACAGUGA
Molecule: messenger RNA, 1593 nt
Organism: Dibothriocephalus latus
Lineage: Eukaryota; Metazoa; Platyhelminthes; Cestoda; Diphyllobothriidea; Diphyllobothriidae
Source: the annotation of a GenBank genome assembly